This is a messenger RNA of Candidozyma duobushaemuli, 900 nucleotides long. It is a transcript of the gene ILV6, whose product is annotated as acetolactate synthase regulatory subunit. The record is from RefSeq and is a predicted model, not a curated record. Gene Ontology annotation, cellular component: acetolactate synthase complex; mitochondrial nucleoid. The coding region runs from base 1 to 900 and encodes 299 amino acids. Gene Ontology annotation, biological process: branched-chain amino acid biosynthetic process. The transcript has a single exon. Lineage: Eukaryota; Fungi; Ascomycota; Pichiomycetes; Serinales; Metschnikowiaceae. Gene Ontology annotation, molecular function: acetolactate synthase regulator activity.
AUGAGAGCUCUUCGUCCUGGCCUCCCUGGCCGUCUACUCCAGGCUAGAACCAAGGUUCUGUCCUCUUCCACGUCGGCUUUGGCCUACAAGACCUUGCACAGAAAUCUGAAGAGACCUCCUUUGCCUACUUUCGACACCCCCAAUUGGCUGGCUGAUGCUGCUGUUUCGUCCAUUUUGUACGAGACUCCUUUCCCCAGCAAAGCUCCAAGAAAGCAGCACGUGCUCAACUGUUUGGUUCAGAACGAGCCCGGUGUGUUGUCGUCCGUUUCGGGCCAUUUGGCCGCCAGAGGCUUCAACAUUGACUCUUUGGUGGUUUGCAACACCGAAGUCAAGGACCUUUCGCGUAUGACCAUUGUCUUGGGCGGCCAGGAUGCCGUUGUGGAGCAGGCCCGCCGUCAGAUCGAGGACUUGGUGCCCGUGUACGCUGUUUUGGACUACACCAACGCCGAGAUUGUCAAGAGAGAGUUGCUUUUGGCGAGAAUCUCGCUUUUGGGCCCCGAGUACUUCCAGGAGUUGAUCGCUGCCCACAACUCCCACACGUCCGACGGCUCGGCUGUCCCCGACUUGAGCGCUACCGAGAGCGAGUUCCACCCCAGCAACUUGCCAGCCUCCGAGGCCUUGAGACAGAAACACACUCAUUUGCAGAACAUCUCUGUGAUCACCGACAAGUUCGGCGGCCGCAUUGUGGACAUCUCCGACAGAAACUGUAUUGUCGAGUUGAGCGCCAAGCCUUCGAGAAUCAGCUCCUUCAUCCAGUUGUUGCAGCCCUUCGGUAUCUUGGAGAUCGCCAGGUCUGGUAUGAUGGCGUUGCCCAGAACCCCGUUGGACCACCUGCAGUUGGACGACGACGCCAUGGACGCCAAUGACAUUGUGGACGCCUCCCAGUUGCCUCCAGGUUAG